AUUGCCACGUGCCGCGGAUUCAGUUUGUUUUGAUCUUUCGACAACGUUUUUGAAAUAAAAUUUAUUCUUAAGAUAGUGGCCCCGUCAUGAGCACACAGAAACUGGAGUACGAUGCCCGCAUGGGCGGCAAGAUCAUACUGCCCACGCACGUGUCCACCUACCGCUACGCUGCGGGGGCGGUGAACGAGAUCGAGGGCCUCAUCACGGAAGCCCUGAAUCCCGUGAGCAGCAAACUGAUAUUCCAGUUGCUGCCCAAGCACAUGCGGCGGCGCGCCAUGUCCCACCACCCCAAGCGGCUGCCGCGUAAGUACCGCCACGCCCACAAGAACCAGAUGUGCAAGGGCGGCAAUGACCCGGUCAUCCGGAAGCGUCCCUCGCGCAAAUACCGUCGCCGGCCUGGGAACCUGCUGAAGGAGUACGUGCGCCGCCAGCGAAAGCACAAUUGGCUGGAGACGCACAUCUGGCACGCCAAGCGCUUCCACAUGGUGGACCGCUGGGGCUACCGCCUGGCCAACGCCAGCUGCGACAAGACCUAUCGCGCCUGCUACCGGGCCAGCGUCCAGCACUGUCUGCUCCAGGACAUAUCCUACUACACCUGCGUCGAGUUGCAGGGCAGCCUGGAGGUGCUGCGCAACGGACUCGCUCGCAUGACCAGCCCACAGUGCGGCUUGAGCGUGACGGCCCGAACUUUCCUCACAGGCCGUCGCGAGGGCACUGUAGAGCUUUUCGUCGAUAACAAGUAUCCCCACGGUGCUCUCCAGCGUGCCAACUUCAUGUGGCGACCCCUGGACGAAGGAGAGUCAGCUACGCGAACCCUCUGGCUUUGGCUGCAUCCCAGUGCCGCCCAGGCCACCAUCGAGCAGCUGCUGCGCGUGUUCCAACUGCAGUCCCGGCGGCAGCAGACGCUGCCCCUACAGGAAGAGCCACAGAAGGAGCAAACGGAAAAGCCGCUGCGUUUUUGGACACAGACCAAGGCAUUCGAGCGUCACGCGCACUACUCGCAUGGCAGCCUCCAGCUGCUGGUGCUGCGGCAGGAGUUCAACCGCUUUCGCCUGACGGGACCCCAGGCCCAGCGGGUGCUGGCCUCUAGCCUGCGGGCUCAUCGGAAGGGUCAGCUUGAGGCCCAGUCGACCCAGGCUGACUACUGUGAGGCCGCCUUCCAGCUGCAUUCCCCCAACGAGCUGCUCUCGAACCUCAUCAUGGGCCUCCACAUCGUAGAUCCGCGCCUACAGCGUCCCAGCAAGCGCACCAAGGCGGAACCUCGUGCUGGAGCGGCGCCCACUGGUAGUCUCCUGUUCAGUCAGCCUGAGUGUUUGCCGCGGAGUCCGCUCUGGCAGCGCGAGGAGAGGGAUCGUCUGGCCAGGGAUAUUAUGUCCACCCACGCUUACCAGGAGCUGCGCCAGCAGCACGCUGUGGUUCCCGGACAACCCUGUGCCUUCGAGGAGCAAAUGCAGCCGGUUCCACUGCUGCUGAUCCAGCGUCCCGGCUCCCAGGAUACCAAGUACAAGCGCCUGGGGUACGGCUGCGGCUGGGACGUGAUUGCGCCGGCCAAGUACGGCAUGGCCCUCUGGCUAACACUAACCAUGUGGGGCGCCCGGCCCGGCGGCCUGCGCGAGUUCGAUUCGGUGGCCAGGGAGUCUGGUGGCGAGCAGCAUCUGCCCGACACAUUGGCGGGAGUAAAGCUGGCGUCUGUUGCUGCCGAGGAGCGACGCGCCCGCUACUUCCGUCUGCCGCCCAACAAACGCACCAACUACCGGAAGCUGGCGGUUGCCAGUCCCUUCAGUGCGCCAUGGAAGCACCUGGUGCGAGACUGGCGGACCACUGAUGGUCCCACCAAGCCAGGCAUUGGAUCGUACCAUGUGCUGCGACACCGAGAGCUGCUAGAGUCGAUCGCCGAUUGUCUGCGGCAGCGCCAGCCGCUGCCCGAUGUGGUGCCCGACGACUGCCUCAUCCAGGUCCAGUUGCGUCUAAAGGCGCGCGGACAUGUGAAGGACAAUGCCCUGAUAUGUCUGCCCUCGGCUGCCGACUACAAGCGCAGCUGGCGUCAGAUCAGUCGGAACGAGCAGGCACCCGUCCACAUGGAGCCUCCGCAGCCCGAUCUCAACGAGCGGACGCGCAAGGAGCUUCGCAGUAACCACAAACUCAAGCUGAAGCGCCUGCGGGCUCGCCGAGUACGCGAGAAGCGUCGCCUCCAGGAAACAGCCACCAAGCGCGUCCACAUCCGUGCGGCCAACACGGCGUCGCUGGUCCGAUCCCACCUCCUGGAGAUGUGCCGACUAUGGCUGCCCACAGAUCCCGCCGAGACGCGCGAUAGCGUGCGCCGUCAGUGCAGUCGCGAAGUCUUCGGAUAUGUGACCACAGCCGGCUUCAGUUUCACCGAGGCGACCGUCUGUGCCGUUGGCUAUGUAACCUCCGGCGGCCUGCAGCAGUUGCUGACCAACCUGGAGAACACGAAAUGGCACCAACAACAGCCGAUGUGCCUGGUGCGCGACCCCGACAGCCACGACUAUCGCUGGGCCUCCCUCCAAGUGAAUUUGAAUGUGGCCGUCCAGACCUUUUGAUACGAGAGUAAGCUCAUGGCCAAUGUUUAUAUAUAUUGUUCCUAGCAUAUCCGAGAGCUAUUGACCCGAUUUUUGGCUGCCUUAUAAGAUCCUUUCUGAAGAAUUUGUUUCAAUUGAAUUCAGAAAACCCUAUUGCAUGGAAGCUAUACGUUUUCUUUGGAAUAUUGGGUUUACUUUGAAGUAAUUCAGCUAUUUUUGUGAACAAUUUUUUCCCCAAUCGAUAAAUUAAAGUCUCUCAAGGGUACAAAUUCGUGUGCGGAAAAUAAUUUCUUAUUAUAGGAUGCUGAAAGUCAUAUUGUAGGUAGGGAAAUAAUGGCUAUUUGUUUCGCUUAAAAUAAUUUGUGUAGCUUAUAUUUUUUAGCUUUCAAUAAUUGAAGAAAAUGAAUCCCUACAUUUAAGUGAGUUAUGGUAUUAAGAAGGCAGUUCUGUCAGCUCAGAGAAAUUUAUUGGAUGCCAAUGGGCUAGCAAUUGAUACCAGGAAGAACAGAAAGAUACAGGCCAAAGACCGCUUUCGUUUGGAGAGACAAGGAGAAGAAAAUCUUAUUAAAUCUUAUUUGUAACUUCUAUCUGUAAUUUUCCUUUCAAAGGAUCGAUUAGCUGAAAUAAGCAACGCUGCUGAGUCGAAUAUCGUUGAAAAUAAAAGACAUAUGUGACAUUUGUUGUACAUAUUUAAUACUAA
Drosophila guanche is the source of this 3240-nucleotide messenger RNA. RefSeq names its product ribonucleases P/MRP protein subunit POP1 (gene Pop1). The transcript is spliced from 2 exons. Gene Ontology annotation, cellular component: ribonuclease MRP complex; nucleolar ribonuclease P complex. The record is from RefSeq and is a predicted model, not a curated record. Gene Ontology annotation, biological process: tRNA 5'-leader removal. Bases 87 to 2561 code for a protein of 824 amino acids. Lineage: Eukaryota; Metazoa; Arthropoda; Insecta; Diptera; Drosophilidae.